Molecule: messenger RNA, 2616 nt
Organism: Anneissia japonica
Lineage: Eukaryota; Metazoa; Echinodermata; Crinoidea; Comatulida; Comatulidae
Product: gamma-butyrobetaine dioxygenase-like
Exons: 7
Coding region: 59-1513 (484 amino acids)
Biological process (GO): carnitine biosynthetic process
Cellular component (GO): mitochondrion
Molecular function (GO): gamma-butyrobetaine dioxygenase activity
Source: RefSeq, a predicted model, not a curated record
CGAAAUUGUCAGUUGAAUUGUGGAUAGAAUUGUGAGGUGAUCACCUCGACAGUAUUGUAUGUGUACUGCACGAAAUCGUUUAAUUGCAGGCGCCGUCUUCUUUUCACCAGACUUUCACGGAUCGUCCAAAACAAUGUUACGAGCUCUGUCACGUAUUAAUUUAAGAUCUCUACUGACGGCAUCUGCAGCUGUGUCUAGUGCAGGAAAUCUCCAGUCAACAUGUCACAGUCGAUUCCAAAACGUUUUAACUACACGAAGAUUUAAGUCCCAUGAAACGUACAAGCCAUUUAAAUACCAUUCAAACACUUUUCACAUUGACAAAAUAUCUGGGGUAAUCGACAUUAAGUUUAAUAAAGAGUGUAGCUCCCGUUAUCCCUUCAUCUGGUUAAGAGAUAACUGUCAGUGUCUUAUGUGCCAUGAUAAGUCUAGUAUGCAACGGAGAAUUCUACUGGAUACACUCGACAUUGAUGUCGAGCCCGAGAAUGUACUGACCGACUCUGUUGGGCAGGCAAUGACUGUCCACUGGUCAGAUGGACACAUCAGUGAGUAUCCAAUAAGCUGGUUGAAGAAUUACACGUUUCCACAAGUGGUAGACCACAUUCAAGAGAUGGAGUUGAGGCACUGGGGAUCUGAAGUCAAACUUCAAACAUUUUCAUUUGUAGACAUAUUGAAUGAUGAUUCUGUUCUGUAUAACUGGCUGGUUUGUCUUCAUACGGACGGUCUGUGUAAAAUAAAUGACAUUGGACUUGAAGAGAGAAAUUGCAUGCGGUUGGCAGAAAGAGUGGCUUAUCCAAAACCUACUUGCUACGGAAUUGACUGGGCCCUCAAGUCUAACCCGAAUCCUAGUAAUCUCGCAUUCUCUGGAGUUCGGCUGUGCCUACAUACUGACCUUCCUUAUUAUGCGUAUGAACCAGGAGCCCUGAUAUUUCAUUCCAUAAAAGUGAGUGAAUUUGGCGGGGUAAGUGAGUUCGUGGACAGUUUUAAAGUGUCCUAUGAUUUGAAAAGAAAUGACCCGGAAACGUUUGAGAUUUUGACCAGAGUACCAAUAGGAUAUGCAGAUCAGGGUGUUGACGAGUUAUCACACUCCGAAUAUUACUUGAAAGAUUCCAAGCCAAUUAUAAGUGGUUUGAUUUCAAUCCAGAGCAAAAUUUUGGUAGGGGCCAUGCGAAGCACCAAGCGGCCUGGAUCCAAACGGGAGAUUAAGAAAAUAACCUUCAACCAACAAGCUCGUGGAAUCAGGAUCGGCGUAAGUGUCGAUGAUAUUAAGUCGGUAUAUAAAGCCAUGAAGGUCUUUCAUUCAGCAUUGAACAACAAAGAAAAUUUCGUUUCGUUCAAAAUACAACCAGGUGAGGCAGUUUGCUUUGAUAACUAUCGAGUAAUGCACGGGCGACAAGAAUUCACGGUUCCGGCAGGAAACUCUACCUCACGCCAUCUGCAUGGAAUCUUUAUUGAUUGGGACAAUAUCUACUCGCGCAUCAGAGUUAUCGCUAAGAAUAAAAACAUCUUUUUUUAAGCAGUUUCAUCUAUUUAGACUCUGUAAAUGGGUGGUGAGGGUUUAAGUUGGGGAGCUUUAUAGUUGAUUAUAGGUAUAUCCAUUUGUCGUUUCAGACAAAUUCUAGUUUGUAUAAAAUUGAUUUAAGAUGUAGGCCCACUAAUUUAAUGGCUGUAUCUUAAUACCAUAAUGAUCUCUCUUUUCUGGCUGUAUGAUUGGAGGAAUUAGCCGAUUAUCGUCUUUGAAAGUUCGUCGAGUGCGUUUCGUCACGAUGUCAGCCCACCAUCGUCCGACAGGCCUGUCUUAUGAAGUGCACUCAAUGCGCCCGACGGUCGUCGACCGACGCGAUUCUAUGAGAAUGCAACGUCACGCCACCUACAAUCAGCAGACGGCGACGCAUCGUCUAACGCUUACAUGGAGCGGAGUAAUUCGUUGUCCUAAAAACAAGGUGUUUUUUUGGUAAUAAAUAGGCCUAUUUUCCUGGUAAUUUUUGGAGAAAAUUUUUCUUUUAUAGAUAGGCCUAAUAGAAAUAAUUCUGUCCAAUAGACAAAAGGCCUAUCUGUGCGAUUGUCAGUGUAAUGUUGUAUUAGGGUUCAAUAAUAUUAAGUAACAAUUGGAAUUUGUUUAUCAAUACCUUUCAUUUGAUACCAAACCUGUUAAAUGUCCCAACUUGGCUUGACAGCUUAUUGGUCAACUUGGGUAUACUGGCCCUAUACAAUUGGUCAAUCUAUAACUUUACCCAUAGUAUAUUGAACACAAACAUUCUCACACUAUAAGUGACACUACGGAGCCAAGCUUUCGAUAAGAAAAUCCAUCUCAGAUAAAAGUAUUUCGGUAAACAAGUUAUUAAAUCAUAGAGAAAGAAAGAACUUCUCAAUGAUCCAAAGAAACCAUAAAAACAUGAGGUGACUCUAUAGACCAUGGAGACACACUCCAAUACCAGAAGGUAUAAGAGGCAAAAAUCCUAUUAUCACUAAUAGAUUAGGACUUAUAAUAUAGGAAGAACAUCUUCGGUCUAAAAGGAUUUAAACUCUAGUCUGAGUUCAGUCGCUUCUUGUACGUAUGUUGUAGUGCAGUAAAAUAGAAUGUAGAAUAAAAGCUUUGCAGCACGACACCAACGUAAA